Molecule: messenger RNA, 927 nt
Organism: Owenia fusiformis
Lineage: Eukaryota; Metazoa; Annelida; Polychaeta; Sabellida; Oweniidae
Source: the annotation of a GenBank genome assembly
UCACAUUUUAUUUGCUAACUACAGACACAGACAUUAAAAAUAUAUCAGUCCCUCAAAAGCUGUACAUUAUAGUAUGUGACUAGACAGGGUACAAAUCGUGUAAAAUUUUAUAUCACUUGUACAUGGAGAAACCUUUCAAUUAAGGAAAUCAAAAAGAUUAGGUGACAACAAUAAUUCUAGUUUUAAAAAUAAUUCUAAAAAUAUUUUGAAUCAACAUGACAGACAAAGCGGAAAACUCAUCAGUUAAUCAACAUGUUCCUCAGAUCAGACAAAUUCCACUAAUAUGGCUCAGGAAAAUGGCGACAAUCUUUCUUUCAUGGGAUUUGGACAAAGAUGGCGUUGUCGGAUAUGAUGAUUUCAUGAGCAGAGCGGACAAAAUAAUCCAAAUUGGAUGUCUUCCCAGUAAAGCCUGUGAUGACUUAAUAGAGCUAUUCAGAGAUACACAGAGACGAACCAGUGAUAACCCUAACUUAGGAUUUGUUGCUGGUACAUCUUUGUAUGAGCAAUUAACAGGCCUUUGGGAAUCCAGGGAUGAUUCAGCUGCUAUGGACAGAUGGUGUAACCUAUACUCUGAUGUUUUUAAGAUUUUUGAUACAAAAUCAGCUGGUUUUCUCACAUUUGAGCAGUACAUGGCGUAUUGGGAUUCAUUUGAAUUGGACAAGAGAUUCGCACGGAUGCAGUUUGACUACAUGAACACCAAUCAAGAUGGCAAGUUAACAAAUGAAGAGUUCAAUAUAGCCUAUAGAGAUUACCUUAUGAGUACAGAUGAGGAUACACACAAUCGAUUCUUUGGACCACUUAUAAUAUACUGACACCAUUAUAUGUACAGUUGAUUUAAGCUAAUGAAUUUUCUAAAUAUGAUAAUAUUUUAUGACUAUUAUAUUAAAGGUGCAACAAUUAGUGCAGGGCGGCCAUUAAAUGAUCAUC